UUUACUCUUCUGUCUCUCUUUCUCUACCUUAUUAAAACCCUACCUCACCAAAGCACUCCAUCACCUCACUCAUAUACUUAGUUCUGUUCUCAACUUCUGCUAUUUUUUCUAUCCCUAAUUUUUCUCUCUUCUCCAGUUAUGGGCAAGGUCAAGAUCGGAAUCAACGGAUUUGGAAGAAUUGGCCGUUUGGUGGCCAGGGUGGCUCUUCAGAGAGACGAUGUGGAACUCGUUGCUGUUAACGAUCCCUUCAUCACCACCGAUUACAUGACAUACAUGUUUAAAUACGACAGUGUUCACGGACACUGGAAGCAUCACGACGUCACCGUUAAGGACUCCAGUACCCUUCUCUUCGGUGAGAAGCCAGUCGCUGUUUUUGGACACAGGAACCCUGAGGAGAUCCCAUGGGGUGAGACUGGAGCCGAUAUCAUUGUUGAAUCUACUGGAGUUUUCACCGAUAAGGACAAGGCCGCCGCCCAUUUAAAGGGUGGUGCUAAGAAGGUUAUUAUUUCUGCCCCCAGUAAGGAUGCUCCCAUGUUUGUUGUUGGUGUUAACGAGCACGAGUACAAGCCAGAGCUCGAUAUCAUUUCCAAUGCCAGCUGCACGACCAACUGCCUUGCUCCUCUCGCCAAGGUUAUUAAUGACAGAUUUGGCAUUGUUGAGGGUUUGAUGACCACAGUUCAUUCCAUCACCGCUACCCAGAAGACUGUUGAUGGACCAUCAGCCAAAGACUGGAGAGGUGGAAGAGCUGCUUCAUUUAACAUCAUUCCUAGCAGCACUGGAGCUGCCAAGGCUGUUGGGAAAGUCCUUCCUUCUUUGAAUGGAAAAUUGACUGGAAUGGCAUUCCGUGUUCCCACCGUGGAUGUUUCCGUUGUUGACCUCACAGUGAGGCUGGAGAAGAGUGCUAGCUAUGACGAAAUUAAAAAUGCUAUCAAGGAGGAAUCCGAGGGCAAGUUGAAGGGAAUUCUUGGUUACACCGAAGAUGAUGUGGUCUCCACCGACUUUGUGGGUGACAGCAGAUCAAGUAUUUUUGAUGCAAAGGCUGGAAUUGCAUUGAACAAAAAUUUUGUGAAGCUCGUCUCGUGGUACGACAAUGAGUGGGGAUACAGCUCACGUGUGAUUGACCUGCUUGUUCACGUUGCCAAGAUCUCUCUUUAAACUUGGACGGCACAGUAGUACUUUGUUUUUACGAUUUUCUGCGUCCAGUAAUGUCUUUCUGGAGCAAAAGUGAGAGGUCUGAAUAAAUAAUCGGAUUGUUGAUGCAGUGGUAUUUAUGUACCCUGUGAGGAGGAGCAUGAGCUCUUUUUGGGCAUUUGGUAUUGUCUUAUGAAGGGAUGUAGUUUUUGGAUUUCUAGAUAAUUGCGAAUGUACUUUGGCUUUUUAUGUACUUGCUGAUGUAGUUGUCUCUAUUGAUUGCUAUAUUGGAUGUUUGACCCUCCA
Messenger RNA from Vigna angularis (adzuki bean), 1437 nucleotides. Its product is annotated as glyceraldehyde-3-phosphate dehydrogenase, cytosolic. NCBI's taxonomy places the organism in Eukaryota, Viridiplantae, Streptophyta, Magnoliopsida, Fabales, Fabaceae. The transcript has 12 exons. Bases 139 to 1155 code for a protein of 338 amino acids. Gene Ontology annotation, molecular function: NAD binding; oxidoreductase activity, acting on the aldehyde or oxo group of donors, NAD or NADP as acceptor; NADP binding. Gene Ontology annotation, biological process: glucose metabolic process. The record is from RefSeq and is a predicted model, not a curated record.